AUCCUUAACCCCUUGAGUGUUAUCCCGUAACACUUAUACACGUUACAGUAAGGUUCCACACGUUUCCAUGGCUAUAGGGCUGCGUAUCCUUUCAGCCUGCUGCCUGGCACCGCAGCUCACCGGUCAUCUGCCCUGUCACCCACAUCUGUCGAGGCCCAGCGGUUACAUAUAUUGCACCAUGCCGGCGUUAGCGAAAGGGGGCAUCCGCCCGAAGCCCAUUUCCAGUCGCUCACCGGUAUCUACAUAGGCAUUAUGGCGGAUGUUCAAUUGCCGGGUUUUUGCCUGGGGGUUCCAAUUGACCAUCGGCUCGAACCUGUUUUCGCUACCGGACUCAUAACUCCGGAUCCCUUCGCUGCUCCCGGAGGCCAUGCUCGAACAAUUGAGAGUUAUGGUCGCCGUCGUCAAAAAUAUGGCGUAGGUAUUUCCGACAAUGAGGUCAAGUUUGCAAAAUGGCUCGCCAUGCCGGAGACGACGGGCGGUGUCGUGAUUGUCCUUCAGCAGCCAGCAGAGCACCAACGCUAUUUCUCCGAUCAGGGCCAAACAGUGAAGGACUGUGAUACUUUGGACGCUGUUGACGAAGUGUGCAAGGCAGUUACUGGGUGUGGCCUGGAGAAGAUAAGCUGCUUCGAUGCCUUCCCCUUUCACAAGAUCCCUGUGAGCAAAAGUCUGGACAAAUAUGAGGAGGAACUCGACGAAGCAUACGCCAUAUUCCUUCAUAUGAUCCAUCAGAAGCAGCCAGAUGUGGUGUUUUGCUGUUAUCGCAGCCCGCAUCCUACCAAGUACAAGCACUUCCAGCGCAUCGGAAUUGGACGCACUCGCGAUCAUCCAGUCACUGUCCAAGGCCAACGGUACACCUGUGUGAACGGCUUCCAUCCGAGCUAUGCUCUCAACUACCUCGAGGACAAAAGCGCAUUGCGGAGGCUCUUCGUCAUCGAGGCAACGCAAGCAUUACGUCGAGCUAAUGGCACCUGGGAAGAGAAGCCUUGGAUGACCGAUGUGCGGGAAAAUUGUGCCGCCAUAGUCCAGAAAGACAUCGAAGAUAAGCAGGACCACCCAAGUUGGACUAAGCACGACUUUCAACGUGAGCGAUUCCAGUUAUAUAUGGAAUGUAUAACGACGAUUUCGGACUCCCUAAAAUCUGGUGCAUAUGAUGACAUGACCAACGAUGAGCUCUACUACCACUUUUUGGAGAAGCGUUACAAUGUCCUCUUCCCCAACUGUCUGCUGCUCCUCGUGAAAAUAAUCAACUUUGAGGACCGCGGACGCGAUCGUCUGCAGGACAAAGGGUUUACGCGGCUGCGCCAGCGAGAGGAGCGCGAUGUGCGAGAUCUGAGACGGAAUGUGGAGAAGAAAUGCGAUGAGUUCCUGCGCUCUCUCUGCGCAGCUGGAGCACCCUUUCAGGUCGAAAAAGGAGGGAGGGGUCUGUUCACCUCUGCUGGUUUGAACAAAAGCCUUGCCCCUCUUGAACCAUUCACGUGCCAGUCUGGGUUCCAUUACAACGUGCGACUUAGCUUCCUGAAAUUGGUGCACGGCCUUAACGGCGCCUAUACGUACCAGCGCAAAGAUGUCUACAAGAUUGAUAGGGACGAGCUCGCUGAGGCGUUCAGACUUUCUGCUGGCAUCCUUGAAUGGGCUUUGGCACAGCAUGCCGCCAGCACACGGAGACGGGUUUUGGGGGAAGACCUCACGAUCUCAAGCCGGUUCAACUUGCUGACGAUCGAGAGCAGCCCUCAACAGACUAAAUACGCAGCUCGCGCUAGAUUUUCGCAAACAACGCUGCCGGCCUCUUCAUCCGCCUACCUACAGUCCCCGCCGUUCACGCCUUCACGACGUCCUACUGAGGCAACCGCUCCUUGCCUUUCACGGGCUGCUGCGUGGUCGUCUCCCGCCCCUGGAACACGCUUCGGCAUCGUGUCACCCAUUCGUUCGCCCCAAGAUGCCAGUUCUUCCCAGUACCGCUCGGCACGCAAAUGCACUAAGUGCAACCAAACUGGGCACUCUUCCCCCAGCUGUCCAAAGACACAGUGUUACCGAUGUAAGUACCCAAGAACGGAAGACGGCUCUGUGAUGCUGCUUUUCCACUGUACGACUAUCUAAAUUACUGCAGACAAAGAGAGCUAACACUCUGCUAAAACAUUUAGGCGAAAGCUUUGGCCACAUGAGUUUUGAUUGCGUAUACCCCUC
Molecule: messenger RNA, 2184 nt
Organism: Westerdykella ornata
Lineage: Eukaryota; Fungi; Ascomycota; Dothideomycetes; Pleosporales; Sporormiaceae
Exons: 2
Coding region: 253-2097 (614 amino acids)
Molecular function (GO): nucleic acid binding; zinc ion binding
Source: RefSeq, a predicted model, not a curated record